AUUUGUGUUAAUAAGUUACUUGAUUAAAAUUUUUCCUGAUAUGGCUGAUAAAAGAAAGUUAUCAUCAUCAAAUAAUAAAAAAAAACGUCAAAAAUUUGAAGAUUUUACUCCAAGCAGUUUUGAAGAAGAUCUUGCAUUUAUAGAAUCAUUAGAAAUAGAGAGUCAGUCUACCAAUGGUGGAAGUCAAAAUGAUGAAAUAUAUAUUCCAACAAGACAAUUGACAAGUAAUUCUACAAAAUGGCGACGUCCUAAUUUACCAGUUAUAAACCCUGACACUGACACAAUUAUUUUUCAGCAACUAGAGGUUGAUCAUUACACAGGAUCAGCUCUCCAAGGAAUGCCUGGACCAACUAGUGGUCCUACGCAGAUUGUGCGAUUUUUUGGUGUUACAAUGCAAGGUAACAGUGUUCUUUGUCAUAUUCAUGGGUUUGUUCCUUACUUCUAUAUUGUGGCUCCACAAGAUUUUAAGGAAGAAAAAUGUAGCCAGUAUCGUGAUUGCUUAGACAAAGCUAUUCUUGCUGAUAUGAAAUCUAAAAAUGAUAUUUCUCAUGCUGUGCUAAAUGUUGAGCCAGUGAUGAAAGCAAGUAUAUAUGGUUAUAAUUUUAACAAAAAGCGUUUGUUUCUUCGUAUCACAGUUGCUCUGCAAAAACUUAUUGCACCAGCAAAACGAAUUUUAGAAGGUGGUUUAUUUAUAUUUGGACCAGGAGGUUGUCAUACUUAUGAAAGUAAUAUUGAUUUUGAGGUUCGAUUUAUGGUUGAUACCAAUACAUUUGGAUGCAAUUGGAUUGAAUUACCAAAAGGUUCAUAUCAAGUGCGAAAAGGUUCAUCAAUGAAGUCACGUUGCCAAAUAGAAGUAGAUGUUGCUUUUGAUAAGUUCAUUAGUCACGAACCAGAAGGUCAAUGGGAUAAAAUUGCACCAAUAAGAAUUCUUAGUUUUGACAUCGAGUGUGCUGGGCGCAAAGGUAUAUUUCCAGAGCCUGAAAAAGAUAAAGUUAUUCAAAUCGCAAAUAUGGUUAUUUAUCAAGGUGAAAAAGAACCAUUUAUACGUAAUGUCUUUACACUUGAUACUUGUGCCCCUAUUGUUGGAAGUCAAGUUCUUACUUAUCAGAAUGAAAGUGAUCUUUUCAAGGCAUGGUCUGACUUUGUAAAUGAAGUUGAUCCGGAUAUGAUAACUGGAUACAAUAUAGUUAACUUUGAUUUUCCAUACCUUCUUAAUCGAGCUAAGGUGCUUAAUGUUCCAAGUUUUUCUUAUCUUGGUCGAAUAUUGAGUGAAAAGACAACUAUAUCAAGUACUGUGUUUCAAUCUCGUGCAUAUGGCAAGCGUGAAAAUAAAGUCAUUAACACUACAGGAGUUGUUCAAUUUGAUCUUUUACAUAUUUUAUUGCGGGAUUACAAGCUACGGUCUUACACUUUAAAUUCAGUUAGCUAUCAUUUUUUAAAAGAACAAAAAGAAGAUGUACAUCAUGCCAUUAUUUCUGAUUUGCAGAAUGGUAAUGAACAAACUAGGCGUCGUUUAGCUGUGUACUGCAUGAAAGAUGCCAUAUUACCAUUGCGGCUUCUUGAUAAAUUAAUGUGCGUUAUUAAUUAUAUGGAAAUGGCUCGUGUAACAGGAGUUCCUUUAUCAUAUCUUCUCACUAGAGGGCAACAAGUUAAAGUUGUUUCACAAUUGCUUCGCAAGUCAAAGGAGCAUGAUUUUAUACUUCCUGCACAAAAAAUUGAAGCUGGUGACGAAUAUGAAGGUGCAACUGUUAUUGAUCCUAUUAAAGGGUAUUACCGAAAACCAAUUGCAACCCUUGAUUUUGCAUCUUUAUAUCCUUCUAUAAUGAUGGCGCACAAUUUGUGUUACACAACACUUCUUUCAAAAUGUGAUUUAGAAAGAAUGAACCCAGAUGAGUAUAUUGUUACGCCAUGCAACCAUUACUUUGUCAAGAAAAGUGUUCGCAAAGGUUUGCUUCCAGAAAUCUUAGAGAAUCUUCUCAGUGCAAGAAAAAAAGCAAAAUCUGAUUUAAAAGGAGAAACAGAUAUAUUUAAAGCAAAAGUAUUAGAUGGACGACAACUUGCAUUAAAGAUAAGUGCUAACUCAGUGUAUGGAUUUACUGGAGCUCAAGUUGGAAAGCUUCCUUGCAUUGAGAUAUCAUCUAGUGUAACUGCAUUUGGGCGUCAAAUGAUAGAGCGAACUAAGCAGCUAGUAGAAGAUAAAUAUAAUAUUAAAAAUGGUUACAAAUAUGACUCCAAGGUCAUUUAUGGAGAUACUGAUUCUGUAAUGGUACAGUUUGGUCCGGAUAAUGUGCCAGAUAGCAUGGAACUUGGAAGAGAAGCUGCAGCAUAUGUAUCAAAUGAGUUUAUUGAUCCUAUUAAACUGGAGUUUGAAAAGGUUUACUAUCCUUAUUUACUGAUUAGUAAAAAACGCUAUGCUGGCCUUUAUUACUCAAAACCAGAUACAUUUGAUAAAAUGGACUGCAAAGGAAUUGAAACGGUUAGAAGAGAUAACUCACCAUUAGUCGCAAAAUUAAUAAACACUUGUCUACAAAAACUCUUAAUUGACAGAGAUCCUGAAGGCGCUGUGGUAUAUACAAAACAAGUAAUAUCUGAUCUGUUGUGUAAUAGAAUUGAUAUAUCAGAGCUAGUUAUUACAAAAGAAUUGACAAAAACUGAAGAAGAGUAUGGUAAUAAGCAGGCUCAUUCUGCUCUUGCAGAGAAGAUGAAAAAACGUGAUGCAGGUUCAGCUCCUAAACUUGGCGAUCGAGUUCCUUAUGUCAUUAUUGCUGGCGUAAAAGGUGCCAAAGGUUAUGAGAAAGCUGAAGAUCCAAUCUAUGUGUUAGAAAAUAAUGUCCCAAUCGAUACAAAACAUUAUCUUGAGCAUCAACUUAUGAAACCAUUGCUGCGCAUAUUCGAGCCAAUACUUGGAGAAAAUAAAGCGGCAGAUCUUUUAUUUAAAGGUGAACACACCCUAGUGAAAACAGUUAUAACAGCAAAGGUUGGCGGUUUAGCAAAGUUUGCAAAGAAGAUGGCUACUUGUAUCCACUGUAAAGCUGUGCUUGCAAAAGGAAAAGAAAAUUCUGCCGUUUGUGACUACUGCAAACCAAAAGAAUCAGAACUGUUUCAAAAAGAAAUGUCAACGCUUUAUUCUCUAGAAGAAAAGUUUAACAAACUUUGGACACAGUGUCAACGAUGUCAAGGAAGUUUAAUUGAAGAAGUAUUGUGUACAAGUAGCGACUGUCCAAUAUUUUAUAUGCGAAAAAAAGUUCAGAAAGACUUGACACAUCAAGAUGAGGUUGUUCAACGUUUUGGUGAAUUUACUUGGUGAAUCAACUAAUUUUUAGUAAAUUUUGUAAAGUCGAUUUUUUGGUGACUUCUUGAUUAAUAGUAGUUAAUUUUAAAUUAUUUUGAAAAAAUAUUUAAGUGAAUGAUUUAAAAAUAUAAAACCUGUCUCUUA
Molecule: messenger RNA, 3436 nt
Organism: Hydra vulgaris (swiftwater hydra)
Lineage: Eukaryota; Metazoa; Cnidaria; Hydrozoa; Anthoathecata; Hydridae
Product: DNA polymerase delta catalytic subunit
Biological process (GO): DNA-templated DNA replication; base-excision repair, gap-filling; DNA replication proofreading
Cellular component (GO): delta DNA polymerase complex
Molecular function (GO): DNA-directed DNA polymerase activity; 3'-5'-DNA exonuclease activity; nucleotide binding
Source: RefSeq, a predicted model, not a curated record